Messenger RNA from Amoebophrya sp. A25, 1023 nucleotides. NCBI's taxonomy places the organism in Eukaryota, Dinophyceae, Syndiniales, Amoebophryaceae. The record is from the annotation of a GenBank genome assembly.
CCAUACCCAGGUCGAGGACCGGCUUUUGGUGGCGCUUGAUAAAAAUUGAGGCGUGAAUUCCUCAGGAAUGUUGAACGUGAUCGCUGUCCGACUUUUUGCUAGUACCAAACACGACUGAAGGAUACCGAUACUAAUGAAACAUUACGACAUUGGGGUAUUUUGGACUGACACGAAAAGAUGUUUACUCCAAAAUAAUGCAAUACCAGUACUGUACAACUAAGAUAAGAUCAUUAUUGUUGUAUUCUAUAGCAGGGUAGUUUAUAGCACGCAUGGCGCAUGGAGUAGCAUGGAGCGCAGAGCUUUAAGCGGCGCAAGAAGCUCCCCCUUUAGCUCCAUGCUACUCCAUGUGAUCCAUGCACUCCAUGCCAUGCGAGCCGUGAAACCUUACAAAUUGCUCUGCUAUAGCCGCAGCCCUUGUAGAUGAAAAAGCUAUAUUACUUACUUUAUCAAGUAGCACAGAUGAAGAAAAUGAAAUUCUUGCAGAACUUCUUUAUUGGAGAAUAGAGGUAGAUGAUUGAUAUGAUUUCGCGCUUCAUACCACGGUCGUUACAGCAUGAAUAUUAAGUUGGAAACUAAAUUGAAAAAAAUUGAAUUUGGAAAGUGCUCCUUUCUUGUUUACUUGGGAUUUUCCGCUUUCAGGUUCGCAUGGGAAGAUCAUCUUCCGAAGAUGUAAGAUCACCGGGAACAUAAUUCAUUUUCAUCUUAGGCAUCUUGUUACCUUUAUGGCUCGUUUGAAUUUGUGGUGUUUCAUCUAUCUUCUAGUAGCUAAUGCUAUUGCUACAUUUCCAACAUUAUGCAUUACGCAGAUGAAGAAUGGAUGAAGUAGGUUCAUCGAAGAUAUUCAUGUCAAUCUUUAUCUUUAUGAGUACAUCUUUCAUGCGGCACCGACCACGACCUCCCCGGUGAUUGUGAUCGUAGGUCGUCGUGGUCGUGCCACCAACAAAUAUUAAAGCAAGGCAAAUCAUUUUUAGCCUUUUGUUUACAAUUACGACGAAGCGAUCAUCAGCACUGUUUCGACAUACA